AAUACUCAUACAUUAUAUUAUGAUAACAAAUGAGAUGAUGAAACGUGUGUCUACUACUCACCUAAACGUAUAAUUUUCAAGAAAACUAUCUUACUGCAUGUAAUGUUGCCUACGCAACUAAAAUACUAUUGACUAUCACUAUCCAAUCUCAGUAUAGUUAAUCUCAAACUUAUUCAAUAUAAAAUCUAAUUUUAAACUAGUUAUAUCAUUAAUUAAUUAAUUUUUUUCUGAGUUAUUGACUUUCAUAACAAAAUGAUAAAAGAAUAUUUUUUAUUCUUAAUAAUAACUCAUGAAAUAUUUGCAUAUCCUAAUCAAAACAACAAAUAUGAGAUUCGUAUACCAGGAAUAACAACAAUAAUGAACGAUGAAUAUUGGUGUUAUUCACAGAAAAUUAAGAAUGAGACAUAUUACAUAACUGGAUUCAAGCCUGUUUACGAUCCUACUCUUGUUCAUCAUCUUAUUUUGUUCGGAUGUGAGAAGCCAGGAAGUACAGAAGAUUUAUGGAAAUGUGGUGAGAUGUCGGAUGGCGAAACAUCUGUAUGUAAUGCAUCUGAGUCUAUUUUGUACUCUUGGGCUAUGGGAGCUCCAUCCUUUGAAAUGCCUGACGAUGUGUCGUUUAAAGUUGGUUAUGAAACGCCAUAUAAAUAUUUUGUACUACAAGUUCAUUACAAAGAUGCUAUGAAUUUAGACGAGAAAGAUACAAGUGGAUUAGAACUCACUACCCAGUCUACGCCAACUGGUAAAUUGGCUGGAAUAUAUAUAUUAGUUAGCGGUGAAGACAUUGGACCCAGUCAAAUAACUCGUCUGGAUGUAGCAUGUUCAUACACAGGCAAUGCUACAUUACAUCCAUUUGCUUUUCGUGUUCACACUCAUAGUCACGGUGUUCUAUCUAAAGGUUAUGUUGUUGAUAGAAAUGAAUCUUAUCUUAUUGGAUCUAAAUCACCUCAAGAACAUCAAACAUUCUAUCCAGUGCAAAAUCAAUCAAUUGAAAUACACAAACAAAAUAUAAUUGCAGCAAGGUGUAUAAUGCAAAAUAAUGAGAGUAGAAUAAUUCAAAUGGGAAAUACACGAAAUGAUGAAAUGUGCAACUUUUACAUUAUGUAUUGGGUUACAAAUGAUAAUGAACAACAAUUAUAUGAUAGAAAUAAUCAAGUUUGUUAUGUGGGUGAUGGAUCGGAUAUUUAUGAGAAUUUUCAAGAACUUUAUAAAAAACUACUUGAUAAUUCAUUCUUUCCAGAUUUUGAAUUUAUGAAUCCGGACAUAAAUGACUUUUUUGAUAAUUUUGAAAAUCCAUAUUUAGAUUAACAAAUUGAACCAUAAAUAAAUAGUUGUUGUCGUCUUUUACAAUAAUACAAGUAAUGAAUGUCAUACAAAUUAAUGUGUAUAUGUGUGUGUGUGUGAGUCAACUAUGAUUUGUUAGACAAUUUCUUAUUUGUUUAUUUGUUUGUUUUUUAUUUUUAUUUUUUUUUGUGUAUGGACAAUUAUCUGUGAUUGUGUGGUCUGUUUUAACAUUUGAGUUAAUGUUGUUGUUUUUAUUCUCUUCAAGUUAUUCUUAUCACUAUGUUUCUGUUUAGUGUAUAUCGUCAGCAUGAGUAUUUAUCUAUUUUCUCAAAAAUAAACAAAAAAAACAAGAACAGACAUUUGAUUACAACAUAAGACUGUACUAGAGUGAAAUAUAUUUGUUUGACUAAUUUUUAUUGACUGUUUAUCAAUACAAUAAUAUAUAUUAAGAUAGAUA
This is a messenger RNA of Schistosoma margrebowiei, 1738 nucleotides long. The record is from the annotation of a GenBank genome assembly. Lineage: Eukaryota; Metazoa; Platyhelminthes; Trematoda; Strigeidida; Schistosomatidae.